UGUGUGUGUGUGUGUGUGUGUGUGUGUGUGUGUGUGUGUGUGUACAGCAGUAGUGGUGGCUGAGUGAGGUUCAUUGAACCAGCCGGACACACACUUGUUGGACCAACACUACCACCAACACUGCUACCUCCCACUCCAAGAUGCGUCUAGUGAUUCUUGAUGACAAGGAAAGGGUGUCAGAAUGGGCAGCGAGGUAUGUUAUCAAGAGGAUCAAUGAUUUCAAUCCUGGCCCAGAGAAGUUCUUCGUCCUAGGCUUGCCUACAGGUAGCACCCCACAGGGCACCUACAAGAAGCUUGUGGAGUAUCACAAAGCUGGCAAAAUCUCUUUCAAAUAUGUCAAGACCUUCAAUAUGGAUGAAUAUGUUGGUAUUCCCCGGAAUCACAGUCAAAGCUACCAUACUUUCAUGUGGGAGAAUCUCUUCAAGCACAUUGACAUUGACCCAGCCAAUGCUCACAUCCUCAAUGGCAAUGCAGAAAACUUAGAACAAGAGUGCCAGAAUUAUGAGCAGAAGAUCAGAGAAGCAGGAGGAAUUGAGCUCUUCAUUGGAGGAAUUGGACCUGAUGGUCACAUUGCCUUUAACGAACCUGGCUCCAGUUUGGUGUCCCGUACACGUGUCAAAACACUCAACCAAGAAACCAUUACAGCAAAUGCACGUUUUUUUGGUGAUGACAUAUUACAAGUACCCAAGCAGGCACUGACUGUGGGUGUUGGCACUGUUAUGGAUGCCAGGGAGGUGAUGGUGUUGAUCACUGGAUCACAUAAGGCAUAUGCCCUUCACAUGGCCAUUGAGGAGGGUGUAAAUCACAUGUGGACAGUGUCAGCCUUCCAGCAGCAUCCACGGACGAUUAUGUUAUGUGAUGAAGAUGCAACACUAGAGCUCAAGGUCAAAACUGUCAAGUACUUCAAGGACUUAUGGACAGUGCACUGCAAGCUCAUAGAUGAUCCAAUGAUGGCAACGUUUACAUAACUUGAAGAAAAUUCAUUGUUCUUAAUAGCUUUUGGUUUGAUGACUUGAAUUCCUUUUACAGUCAAUAACUAGUAGUCAUUUUGUUAAUGUUUAUCGGAAAAUGUAGUAAUGGUAUAAUAUAAUCAUCUGCACUAGUUUUCUAUAAUUCAACAACUAAAUUUGUGAUUUUUAAACACUAAUUUCUUUACUUAAAGAGUUGAUGCCUUGCAAUGUAGUUUUAAGAAUAUAUAGAUCUGGAAUGUACAGUGUACAGUGCAAUACAGUAUAAGGAAGUUUAAUUCCAGCAUCUUUGAAGAGGGUUAUUUUUAAAAUGCCCUAUUUCAAUCAAUCUGUGAGAGAAUGCCUUAGGUAUACUGUUAUACUGAUGCUAUUACAGUACUGUAUAUAAUACAGUCUAUAUUAUUAUUUCAAAUUUAAAUGUUAGAGAAUGUAUUUUUGUAUUACAUUAUAAGUUUAUAGUGUCUGUCAAAUAUAUCAUAGUUUGAUUAUUAUAUUUGCUUCCUUGCUUAGCUUUUUCAUGUAUUGUUAUUCCUGUUAACAUACAUACAUAUACACAUAUACAUAUACACAUAUACAUAUACACAUACAUAUACACAUAUGCAUAUACACAUAUACAUAUACACAUAUACAUAUACACAUAUACAUAUACACAUAUACAUAUACACAUAUACAUAUACACAUAUACAUAUACACAUAUACAUAUACACAUACACAUAUAUACAUACAUACA
This is a messenger RNA of Cherax quadricarinatus, 1698 nucleotides long. It is a transcript of the gene Oscillin, whose product is annotated as glucosamine-6-phosphate isomerase Oscillin. Gene Ontology annotation, molecular function: identical protein binding; glucosamine-6-phosphate deaminase activity. Lineage: Eukaryota; Metazoa; Arthropoda; Malacostraca; Decapoda; Parastacidae. Gene Ontology annotation, biological process: carbohydrate metabolic process; N-acetylglucosamine catabolic process; N-acetylneuraminate catabolic process. Gene Ontology annotation, cellular component: cytoplasm. The record is from RefSeq and is a predicted model, not a curated record.